AUCUGCUGUUGCGAACAGACUAAUUUUUUCCUAUAUACAUUUCGUAAUAAAUUAGUCAUAAGUUCCUGGAAUUACGAGUCUACAGCAUUUGCUAUUAUUCAUUUUUGUAUGUCGCUAAAUGACUGUUUUUUUAUAAUUCUAGUACAAACUAUGCAAAAUGUUAAUUCGCUGAAGUUUUAUGUUGCGACAUACAUGGGUUCGGGUCAGCGUUUUUGUGAGCGAUUAUUCUAAUUCUGACUAUCUUUGCAGUGAUAAUAUAUUCCACUAAGAAAAUGAGUCAACUUUAAACUGUUAAAAUAUUUUGUAUUCGUCUUUUAUUUGGAUAAAACCAUUCUCUUGUUUUCAUUGAAUUCUAUAAUAAAUUAAUUUUUCUUUGUUUUUACUUCUUCAAAUUUUGACGUAUCACAGAGGGGGCCCAUAAUUCGAACUACUUUAACGUUCCGUUAUUCAUUCUUCUAAUUUUAUAUAAUAAAUUUUAUAUUGUUUAUAAACAAAUUUAUUGCGACUUUAGCAAUUGAUACUAUUAAUCUCAGUCAUGAAAUAGAAUUUCCUCGCUAAAAAAAUCUAUUCAAAUAGCGCGCCGUUUAAAAGAUUACAUACCUUAGUGUAAAAUAUAAUUCAUCACUUAUGCACUCGCUGCUAAAUUUAUUUCUUCUUUACAUUCGGUGUCAAGAUCAAGAUUACAAAAUGUGGUAUAUUACUCAAUGGGAUUUCUGAUUGUUCUAAUCCUAUUGACGAUUGUUGCCUCAUGUGAAACAUUGAGAUACUACAUCAAAUUUUGUUCAUUUGGAGCAGCAAGUGCUAUACCAACAAGUAUACAAUGGCCUUUCAUGUUUCUACGAAUCAAAGACUGGAGAAAUGCAUUACUAUCAGCAAGGUGUCUGAGAACAUGUGUGAAAUUACUAGGAGUAUCAUUUCACGUUCGUGGGAAAGAAAAUAUUGUUAAAGAUACAGGCAGCAUUGUACUAAUGAAUCAUCAAAGUAUAUUAGAUUUAACAGUCCUAGCUGAACUGUGGCCUGUAUUGGAAAGGUGUACCGUUAUCUCUAAGAAAGAAAUUUUUUAUCUUGGUCUAUUUGGCUUGGCAUCUUGGCUUUGGGGAACUAUUUUUAUCGACAGAAAAAACAGCAAAGAAGCCCAAAAAGGUAUCAAUUCAACAGCUGAACGUAUAAAAAGCAUAAAGGCAAACGUCUUAAUAUUUCCAGAAGGCCAUAGACAUUCCAAUUCUACAUUAUUACCCUUUAAAAAGGGUGCUUUCCACUUAGCUAUUGAGUCACAAAUACCAAUACAACCUGUUGUUAUUUCAAAGUAUUAUUUUCUGAAUUCUAAACUGAAAAUAUUUAAUUCAGGUACAAGUUAUAUCACCAUUCUGCCUCCCAUUUCUACCAAAGGUUUAACAAAAGAAGAUCUUCCAAAACUCAUAGAAGAUACAUAUAAAAUUAUGAAUAAUAGCUUUAUGGAAACUUCACAAGAAACAAUAAAUGAGCACAUAAAUACUUUGAAAGAUGAGAAAUAAGGAAGAAUACUGUUAGAAAUAUUUAAUGUUAUUAAUAUAAUGCAUACAAAUACAAUAUGCAUAUAUUACAUGAAAUUUGAUUAUAAAGAAGUCUGGUCAAAACUUUCCAUAAUCUUAAAAUUUCAAAAGUUUAAACUGUUAUCUGUAGUACAUUAGGAAUAUCGUCAUAAAAUUCUGAGUAUGAUCAUAAAAAUAGAAAAAAAUUGUACAAGUAACAAUACAAGGUAUGCCAUUUCUCCAGCUGUUUGUGCCAUAGUGUUUAAUCUAUCAUUGUAGUAUUUGACUACGUAAAACUGUCUUUGAUGAAGUAGAGAUUGCACAAUCGGUUACUAUUUUUAUAAUGUGGAUGGUGUGAUAUUUUGUGAACAAGACAUGACCAAGCAUACUUAUUUAUAACAAUAGUAUAAGACAUAAAUUAUAAGUAAAUAAAUUAUGUUGUAUAUAAUAUAAAGUUUGUACA
Molecule: messenger RNA, 1974 nt
Organism: Megachile rotundata (alfalfa leafcutting bee)
Lineage: Eukaryota; Metazoa; Arthropoda; Insecta; Hymenoptera; Megachilidae
Product: 1-acyl-sn-glycerol-3-phosphate acyltransferase beta-like
Biological process (GO): phosphatidic acid biosynthetic process
Cellular component (GO): endoplasmic reticulum; membrane
Molecular function (GO): 1-acylglycerol-3-phosphate O-acyltransferase activity
Source: RefSeq, a predicted model, not a curated record